UACUGCUGUAGAUACUACUUCUAGUCAUGGACUGCAAAUGUCUCGAGACGUUACGAGCAUGACAGACUCGAGCAAUAUUUCCACUGUUGGCGUCGCCAAUGGUGGUUACAACAACCAAAUGGAUAACAGGCCAGCGAAUAUCAAUACAUCUAAUACAUCUAAUCAGGCACCAUCUAGGGCAGGCGCUCUUGUUAAAAAGGAGAAGCCAGAGGGCGCUCCGAAGCAAACAAGGCGAGCCACGAAACGAGCGGACCGUGGUAGGCCGCGUGCUGUAGUUCCACUUCCAACGAAUCCAGACGGCUCGUUAAACUAUCCGAUCGUCGUCGGAAAGGGCACGAAUGAAGUCAUCAUAGAAAACAUGGGCAGAAUUGUAUGGCAAGGCAGGGGGUACCACAACCAUCGCUACAUCUUUCCAGUUGGAUUUCGCAGCAAGAAACAAUAUACUUCGCUCUCCGAUACAUCUAAAAAAACUUAUUUUAUCAAUGAAAUCCUGGACGGAGGAGAACAACCUAUUUUUCAAAUAACUCUGGAAGACAUGCCAGAAAAAGUUUUUCGGCACUCAUCGUCAAGCGGCGCAUGGGAGUUGGCAUUAAAAGGGUUGAUGGAGCUCGGUUACAAUGCCAAGACCCACGCUUCAGGACCUGACAUGUACGGCUUGACGAAUUUAGGCGUUAUAAAGUAUAUUCAGGAAAUGCCCAACGCCCAUCGCUGCCGGCGCUAUAUGCCACUAAAAUGGAUCAUCGAGGACGAUAGCUUGGGGUCCCCGUCGAAUGGGGACCCUUCCGGAAGUAAAUCACCAGGAAGGAAGAAGAAGAUUAACAACAGUCUGUACGCUAGUAACCACGAAGUUCUUAUGGAGACACUGGAGGAAGCAGAAAAGGCAGCCCAGUCUUCUGGAUCUUCUACAGCACGACCAUACACUCCUCGCAAGUACACGAAACGAAAAGCGAGUCAGGAUCAGACGCCAGCACCAGAACUCAUGGAGAUCGAGCACAUACCACCAUUGGCCUUACUCCCGUCUGUUUCGGAGACAGAACCGGCCAUGGGUCAUAUGGAGGGUGUGAAACAUGAGAGAGAUCAACAUUUGGGUGCAUUGCCAGUAAGGGAUGAGGAAGCGAUCAAGACUACGGACGUAGCACCACAUACUCCUCAAUCUAUGGGUAGACAGGAGCAAUAUUUCUCAGGAAUGUCCCAUGAUCAGGAAAAUAAGAUUUCAAUUCAUCGAUAUGACCAUUCGUAUGGACAACCACUCAUGGAACCAUGAGCUUAUUGGCCAUUACCAUUAUCAUUACUAUUAUUUAUCAUUGCGUCAGCAGUGCUUCGCAUCGACAAAAACUAUCAUACCAUAUACUCAAUAUUAUCCAUUAUAUACAAUGCACCCUAAUAGUCUAUAGCAUAUCAACUAUUAUAUACUUUCAAUAACUGUUACUUUCAUAGUAAGUUUCGAAUAGCAAAUUUUGUACAGCCUUUUAGGCCGGCUCGUAAUCGCAUAUUGUCCUUCCUGCUGAUGCUUGCAGUGAUUUUUUCAUUAAAACUAUCUCUUAAAUUCUAUA
Lobosporangium transversale is the source of this 1553-nucleotide messenger RNA. RefSeq lists its product as hypothetical. The transcript has 4 exons. The coding region runs from base 38 to 1264 and encodes 408 amino acids. Gene Ontology annotation, biological process: regulation of cell cycle. The record is from RefSeq and is a predicted model, not a curated record. Lineage: Eukaryota; Fungi; Mortierellomycota; Mortierellomycetes; Mortierellales; Mortierellaceae. Gene Ontology annotation, cellular component: nucleus.